CAUCUUUUUUGUAUAAAAAACAAACGGUAUCGGUUGGUGCGCCCGCGCAUCGCUUUUAUUUAAUAUUUUUCCAUCUUAAAUUAAUGAAUUAAAGCUAAGGAAGUGAUUAAAAUGGAAACUGGAGAUUCGUUUUUAUCAUGUGGAGUGACUGUGGAAUGGCUUUCGCCUCAAGGAUCCAUACUACGAAAGGUUAAUUACAAAACUGCAUCUUUACGUUUGAUACGGAAUGAAUUUCGUGAAAUGUUUAUGGAGAUUUCAGGAGAUAAACAUGCUGCUGUUAGACUGGCUUUGAAGGGUAUCAAUGUAUUCAAGAAGUUCAUGGCUGAAGGUAAAGCUAGUAUAAAAUUUCAAGAAGCUGGUUGCACCUUAUUCAUCUCCAACGCUCCCCCCACAAAUCUCGUUUCGUUUCUAAGGACUAUAUUCGUCAAAAUGACUGGCGAUAAAGAAGCACCGGCUGCACCAUCCAAACAGACCAUGCGGUCGAAACUAUUGAGUGGUAAAGCACAAUCAUUUGAAGAAAUAAGUCCAGUGACUGUGGCAGACCUACAGAAAGCCAAAAGUUCAAUACCUAAAUCGACUGCUACUACGCCAUCGCCGCCUUCCAAAAAGCGUAAAGCUGAAGAGAUGGGGAGAGGCCCUGCUCCUAAAAAGCUAUAUUCUCCAUCUCCUCUUACUGCUACUACUUCAUUGAACCCCGAGCAGCAACAAGUCUUGGAUGCAUGUUUAGGAGGGAAGAAUAUCUUCUUCACUGGGUCUGCCGGGACUGGGAAAAGUUUUCUGCUGAAGAGGAUAGUUGCAGCUCUACCCCCUGAUGUCACCGUGGCCACAGCUUCCACAGGAGUUGCAGCUUGUCAUGUUGGUGGUACAACCCUACAUGCAUUUGCUGGAAUAGGAGAUGGAAGUGGAUCAGUUGACAAUCUUUGUGAGAGAGCUAUGAAACUACCACUUGUAGCUCAGAAAUGGAGGAAAUGCAGACAUCUUAUCAUAGAUGAAAUAUCCAUGGUAGAUGGUACUUACUUUGAGAAAUUAGAAGCAGUAGCAAGACAUGUGAGGAAGAAUGACAAACCAUUUGGUGGUAUUCAGCUCAUAUUGUGUGGAGAUUUUCUACAGCUACCACCUGUAAUAGACAGAAAUGAUAAAGCCAAGUUAGGAAAGAAAUUUUGCUUCCAAUCACCAUGCUGGGACAGAUGUAUAGAACUGUGCUUUGAACUGAAACAAGUACACAGGCAAAAAGAUCAAGAAUUUGUCUCAAUAUUGAACAGCAUAAGAAUAGGCAGAGUCACCCCAGACAUCACACAAAGGCUCACUGCCACGGCAAGGCAGAAAAUUGAGAGUGAUGGCAUCUUAGCUACCAGACUGUGCUCUCAUACUAAUGAUUCAAAAAUGAUAAAUAAUUCCAAACUAAGAGAACUCGAAGGAGAAGAAAAGGAGUUUACAUCACAAGACAGUGAUAAUGCAACCAAGAUACUUGAUAUGCAAACCAUUGCACCUUCAAAACUUGUGCUCAAAGUGGGUGCCCAAGUCAUGUUGCUCAAGAAUGUGAAUGUAAAUGCUGGUCUAGUCAAUGGUGCUCGAGGAGUUGUGGUCCGAUUUGAAGAAGGUUUCCCCAUUGUGAGAUUCAAAAACAAAAAAGAGUUUACAGCCAGAACAGAAAGGUGGUUUGUAAGAAAUUCUAAUGGUAAUUUGUUGUGCCGUAGACAGAUCCCUCUCAAUCUAGCCUGGGCUUUCUCUAUUCACAAGUCCCAAGGGUUGACACUAGACUGUGUGGAGAUGUCGCUAGCAAAGAUCUUUGAGCCUGGCCAGGCUUAUGUCGCCUUGAGUCGAGCACAAAGUUUGGGAACACUUCGGGUUUUAGACUUUGAUUCCCGACAUGUGUGGGCUGAUACUAGUGUUCUGGAGUUCUAUCAGAAAUUCAGGAGACGCCUUCAGUAUAUGGAAAUUAUGCCACUUGGACGCCCACUGACUGAUAAAACAAAUAAAUCUUCAAAGUUGAAAAUAAGAGAACUGAUUGAAAAACAGAUGAGGAGAAAGUAAGAGAAGUUUAGAUUACUUA
Molecule: messenger RNA, 2053 nt
Organism: Plutella xylostella (diamondback moth)
Lineage: Eukaryota; Metazoa; Arthropoda; Insecta; Lepidoptera; Plutellidae
Gene: Pif1
Product: Pif1 DNA helicase
Biological process (GO): DNA repair; telomere maintenance
Molecular function (GO): ATP hydrolysis activity; DNA helicase activity
Source: RefSeq, a predicted model, not a curated record